UGAAAAAAGGAGAAAUAAAAAUAACAGAAGAAAAAAUAGGAGGCAAAGAACAAAAUAGUCCUAAGCCAGAAGAAAUAGAAAAAAGAAAAAAACAGAUUAUUCAAGAAUACCAAACUAAAUUUCAAGAAAUUGCUUCCUCAGUGGCUAAUUUAACUAUCGAGAUUUUAACUAAUUUACAAAAAAAUGGCUAUGUUAUCCAAAAAAUAGAAUGA
This is a messenger RNA of Funneliformis geosporum, 212 nucleotides long. The record is from the annotation of a GenBank genome assembly. Lineage: Eukaryota; Fungi; Glomeromycota; Glomeromycetes; Glomerales; Glomeraceae.